Messenger RNA from Ixodes scapularis (black-legged tick), 6725 nucleotides. RefSeq lists its product as uncharacterized. Bases 475 to 5058 code for a protein of 1527 amino acids. The record is from RefSeq and is a predicted model, not a curated record. Gene Ontology annotation, cellular component: cytoskeleton. The transcript is spliced from 22 exons. Gene Ontology annotation, molecular function: protein binding. NCBI's taxonomy places the organism in Eukaryota, Metazoa, Arthropoda, Arachnida, Ixodida, Ixodidae.
UGGGCAGACGGCGUUAGCAGUAGCUGCCGCGCUGCCUGGCUCUUGAUUCGGUGCUCCCUGCUGUCUGUGUUUGUGUGUGCGUGUAUGUGUGUGUUUGUGUGACUUGUCAUGUCGGAGGAAGCGAGCGUCUCCAGGAAAAAAGUGCGGUUUUAAAGAAGCGAUGCUGCCGACAGCGCCAUAGUAACUUGGCAACCGACGGUGAGGCGGUGCACGGUUCCACGAGACACGACAGCGCGACAGAUGCGGCCAGAGUGAAAGCAGUGUCGUCUCCCUUCUGUGCCUGAUCAGCGUUACUCCGCCUCAUCCGUCUGUUUCAAGUGCGCGACUGAGUUUUUUCUUUUCUUUCCGUGCUGUUUGUGGCGUCGUCGUCGACAGUGUUGUUUGUGGGUGAGGGCUUUGGCCGUGCCGCCACGGUCCGAGUUUCAUGGUGUUUGCGUGUUGUUGCGCCGGUGCGUCGAAUGGUGCCCUGACAUCAUGAUGGUGGAUGUCGAGGACGGCGGCGGAGGGGGCGCUGCGGACGCCAACGCCGCCUACCUGGCGCAGCUCAACCUAAGGCUUCGACGGGGAUGCACGGCCCACGUGGACCCGGAAGGCCGUCUCUACUACAUGAACCACGAGACGCGGACGUCGUCAUGGCUGCCUCCAGUGGACUCAUGGAGCUCGUCGUGCACGGGCUUGCCUUACGGCUGGGAGGCUGCCGUGGACAAGAACGGACGAAGCUACUUCAUCAAUCACGUGAGCAAGACGACGACGUACGAAGACCCUCGCAAGGACUACGAGGAAGAGCCUCCCCCUUCUCCGCGCGAGGUCGAGCUGCUCCGAGACCCGCAGCUGGGGUUCGGCUUCGUUGCCGGAAGCGAGAAACCGGUCAUCGUUCGCUUCGUGACCGAAGGUGGACCAAGUGAACACAAGCUUCAACCCGGAGACCAGAUUCUCGGAAUCAACGGAGAGGAUGUCAAGUGUGCUCCUCGGGAACAUGUGAUAGAGCUCGUCAAGUCAUGCAAGCAGUCUGUUAAACUGGUCGUUUGCCAGCCCCAUGUGAAUAAUACAACUCGGAAGUCGGCCCUACUGACAGCAGCAAAAAAGGCCAAGUUAAAGUCCAAUCCAUCCAGGGUUCGCUUUGCGGAAGGCGUGGUCAUCAAUGGAUCCCCGCUGUACUGCCCAUCUACUUUCGAGUCGUGUGUUCCUUUCCUGCCCAACGUUAUGAAGGUUUUCCUUGAAAAUGGACAGACAAAGUCUUUCAAGUAUGACAGCUCCACCACGGUUCAGGAUGUUCUCAACUCCCUCCAAGAGAAGCUCUCAGUCAAGUCCAUGGAACAUUUUGGUCUUGUCGUGGAGCACAUCAAGUCAGUCCGGAGGAACAAGCUGACGCUCCUCGAUCCAAAGGAUUCCCUGGCAAAGAUUGCCGCCCGACCUGGUGCUCAUCAUCUGCGGUGUUUGUUCCGAGUCGCCUUUGUGCCUCUAGAUGCCUACGACCUGUUACAGAAGGAUCCGGUGGCCUUUGAAUACCUCUAUGUCCAGUGUUGCAACGACAUGGUCCAAGAGAGGUUUGCACCCGAGCUCAAGUAUGACGUUGCUCUCAAGCUGGCCGCCUUGCAUAUCCACCUGCAUGCACUCACAAGCGGUAUGCAGGGAAAGAUCACCAUCAAGGCUGUCGAGCGGGAGAGCGGCCUGAAGCGGUUUGUGCCCGCCUCGCUGCUGGAGACGAUGAAGCGCAAGGAGCUCCGCAAGCUGCUCAGCCACUUCCUGAAGCAGAACCAGUCGCUGUGCGCCCCCGGCCAGAAGCAGCUGACGCCGCUGCAGGCCAAGCUGCACUACCUCAAGAUUGUGGGCGAGCUGCCCAGCUACGGGGCAAAGUGCUUCUCCACAUGCAUGAAGGAUUCCAACAUGGAGACGGGAAUCUUGAUAAGCCCCAAAUUCGGAAUCAGCCAGAUAAACAGUGCCCGUGGCGCCGUCCCAAUCCAACCUGUAACCUUGGCCCAGAUCGCGGAAGUGUCGUCCGUGACCAUAACAAAAGACGACGACCUCUCGUACGCGGUUGAGAUCAGCAUAAAAGAUCCUGACAAGGAGAGUCUAAAGUUUGGCUUGGAGGAUCGGGAAACUGCAGAAUUGGUCUUCAUCCUCAAAGGCUACCACAAGCUGCUAGCCUCACGAGAUCUGCCAAUUCACUGGGAAACCGACGACCCUUGGAAAGUUGAGACCUCUCCCUGCUUCCACGGCAGUCACAUAGUCUGCCCCACCCCCUGGAGCUAUGCGCCUUCGGCGGAUGACCAAGACGGCCCCAUUGUGAAGAGAGUUGACCUGGCUGUGCCGCCGCCUGCUUAUGUUCCUUGCGAGCUGCCGGAUCGUGGCAUGUCGCGGAGCAGCUCACGAGAGCAGUGUUCGCUUACCUCGCUGACCAACUCGGUGGACCACAACAUGAACGAGACAAGCCUGCUCCAGCCGCUCAGCCCGAGCAGGGUGCCCCGGUCCUCGGCGCUGGGGAGCCUCAAGAUGGAGACCUCUUUCGAGCCGAGGUCGCCCAAUGGACAUGGCUUCCCCUCGGACUCGGCAUCGUCGACAGCAGACGAAUCCGAGGAGCGGUUGGUCAAGUUUGACAUCAUGGACGAUGACGACGACGACGACGACGAAGAACCCAUUCUACUCGAGGUCAAAAACGAGGAGGUCCUGCGGCGAGUGUCGGAGAUGCGGCGCAUGGUGGCCGACGCGGAGCACUACCUCUCGGAUGGCAGGCCGCGACCGUCCGCCGCCGACAUGCACAGCGAGUCGACGAGUAGCGACGAGCGCGAGAUGGACUGCAGCCUGGAACCCAGGGGCACCAUCAAAGCGGCCGACUCGCUGCUCCUCCUCACCCAGCUGGACGACGUGUCGGAGGCCGUCAACCAGGUGGCGGUGCCCGACGAGGUCUCCCCUUCCGAGUCGGACACGGACAGCUUCGGCACUCCCAACCGGAGCCCGCUGCACCGGACUUCGCGGCUCACCGGCGCCGCCGACCCGGAGGCGCCGCCUGCGAGGACGCGCUCGGGCUCCAGCUUCGGGCUGCACAGCCCGGACAUGCUCCCGGGAAUCGGGUCCAGCGACAGGGACCUGCUGGAGCUGCUGAAGCAGCUGCAGUCCAACCCGGAGAUCCAGCUCCCGUUUGCGGAGGGCACGCUGUACUUGGACCCAGACAUCAUCGACCUGACGAUGAUCCCGCCGCCCAUGACACCGGACGUGGAGCUCUGCGACGCGUCGCCGGGGACGCUGGACCUUCCGCCGACACCCUUUUCGGACAAGGGGGUGCCCCGGUCGGGCACCGGGGCGACCGAGCUGGACGGAGGCCACUCCAUGGUGCCGCCCCCCUGCUCCAUUGCAGACUCUGCGCGCGUCGUGGCCGAACUCGACGACCUCUGCGACGCCCUGACGGAGAUGCGAGCCUCUGGGGACGAGCUGGGCUGCCACGCGCUCUUCCAGCAGCUCGGCUGCGAGGACCUCGAAACUUUCAUUGCGAGCGUCACCAUCCCCCCACCCCCGCUGCCCGGUUCCGGCCCGAGCGACGACGGCGACUCCGGCGUGACGGACGACGACAUCGCAGCCUACAUCAUCCCUCCGCCGCCCCCGAGCUGCGAGGAAAGCACGCAAGCACAGAACCAGGUGCUUGCGAGGUUUGAGCGCGCCUCGGAGGACAUGCGGCGCAUGAUGAUGCGCGAGGACGGGCAAGACGGCAGGGCAGAUGAUGCAAAAGUCGCCGCGGUGGGUCCCCCUCCCCUGGAGGCACUCAAGGUGUUCGACGUCCUUGCCGGCUACGGCGACCUCCUGGUGACCGACUCGAGCAACUCCUCCUCGCCCAACCCUGCGGUGCGCGAGACCGACCGCUCCUCCCACACGUACGAGAACCUCGACCUCCCGCCCUCGCGGAACCGCGGCGGGCCCCUACUCAACGGCGGAGGCGCCCGGGACUACGAAGAGGUUGCGUUUGGAGGAGAGGGAAAGCCCAGGGUGCCCCCGAGGCUGCGCAAGACGGGGAGCGCAGAGACGUGCGUGAAGAGAGACCGCACGGGGAGCUGCGACGGUCCCGAGGCUUCGGACAGUGCGGCGGCCCAGCGCCAGGUGGCACGUUCGCACUCGUGGACCAACCUGCACGGGCUGAGCCUGGCACGGAAGAACUCGAUGGGGAAGCCACCCCUGCCCCCAGGAUCCCCUUCCCUGCAGUCGAGAACCGGUCACUCCACAGCAAGCUCGGCGGAUCACGGCAGGUCCCUCACACGCCCAGGGUCCGCGAGCCCACGCACGGCCAGUCCGUUGAGCCCCCGCAAGACGACCUCACCCGUCCGCGCAGCCACGAUUGGACGGGCGGGGGGACGGUCCUUCAAUGGCCCCCCGACCAGCUUCGGCAACAGCAACGCAGGCGACGUCUACACCGAAGCGGGUGGCGGCGACGAAACUGUGCCGUCGCUCUUCGACGGUGUUAACGGCUGCCUCUGCUUGCCAUUCGCGACGAACAAUCCGACGACGCCCGAAAUGCCCUGCCUCGUCUGCAACCGUGGCGAGGCCUUAGGGAGUGCAUUGGGCAACGAGAAUGCUCCCGAUGCUCCGUUCCUCCGUGCCCAGGAGCAAGUGUACACGAUGGUCCUGCGCAUCGAUGACGUGGCGCGAGAUGCGACGGCACUCCAGCGUUCGGCGACUGACACGAGCGUCGGCGACAAGUUCUCGUCGGCCCGCGAUGAGCUGGUCACAGAGUCGCGCCAGUUCGUGACCGCCUCCAAACUGUUUGUGCGCAGCGCCACCGAGGGGGCACCCAAUGUGCUGGAGCACCUAGUGACGUGCGUGGCACUCCUAGACCGCAUGUUUGCAGCAUGCGAGAUGCUGGUCCUCUCCGGCGGUUCCGCCUGGUCCGGCCUCGUAGAGCAGGUCAAGGCUGUGGCACUGGCGUAUACACGCGCCGCCGGCGCCGCGAGAAAGUCGGCGCAGAGCGGGGCCAACGGCGGAGCCGUCGGCUCGCUCAUGCAUCAGGCGACCGACCUGGCGUCCGCACUCACCGCGCUGAUGAGGACUCUGAGGUCGUUCGACAACUCCUAACUUGGCCCGUCUCCCUGUAACCCCCGUGCGAUACCCCUCGCCCCCUCCCCUGGUUUUCGUUAGGACGUGCAGUUACAGUGCGUUGUUUUUUCGGAUGGACUUUUUUUUUUUUUUUCGUUUCGAGAUCUUAUGUGGAGGGACCAAUGAUUGGAAGGUGCAAGGUCUGACGAGCACUUAGAUCGAGUCUGGGAUGGUUUUAGACGCAAUGUUUUGUGCAAAGACGCGCCACAGCUGCCUGGGAAGACAUCCAAGGUUGUGAGGGCGAGCGAGGGUCGCAAAAUAAUCUCAAUAUCCCGCACAGGUCGUCUCACCAGAGGCUCGAGAUGCGAUCAUCGAUAACGACGCACGUCAACAACAGCAGGGAUUGCUCCAGAGUUAUAAAGCGCUUUCUUGGCGUCUUCUAGCUUUGAAACCAUAUAUCUACAAAGGUUACCAAUUGUUUAGGCCGUCAGGCCCCUUAGAGAAUGAAACGGCAGCUUGGAGGACUUCCAGUUGAACCGAAAGCUUAGCCAGCUUUGCAUUUUGCUUCAGAACUGGUUUCUUUCUUUUUGCUUGCUAGUUUUUUUUUUUUACUAUUACGUGACGUGCGUGACAAACAAGGAGGCAUUUGGUAGCAUCUAGCUGCUUGCGCAGGUCGAAUCAUUCCGUGCUCAAGUUAGGCUUUAAGCAGCAUUCGUCUUAGUCGAAGCAACUCCCGUUUUUCAAGUUUUUGCGUGUGCGCAUGUUUUUACCUGGCAGAAGGAAAACUGUCCUCUUAAUGUUUUGGACGAUUGAAAUGACGGUCACACUGUGCUCGGAAAACCCCUGCCGUGCCUGUCGACUUUUUUUUACGGAGCGUUUUGGUGCGAGGACUGGAGCUAGCAUUUAAGCCGACAAGGAGUGUACCGCCAUCUCUCCCCUUUUUCUUUUCACUCUCAACCUCUACUGGGAAGGGGGAAAGAGAACAGUGCUCGUUCACAGUACCAAGGUUCCACACAGGACUACAUCACCAAACACGUGCGAGAGAGCGAGAAAAAAAAAAAAAAAAGGAAACAUGAUACUCAGGCAGCCAUUUUUCCUUGCGCUAUCGUUUUUAAAUGUUUUGUCGUCUCCAAUGCGUGCUAUCUCACACAGUUGCCUUCGGGAGAGAAAUGCGGGUUUCUUCUCCCAAAACGUUGAAGAUACUGUCCUAUACAGCACAGCUGUCGUGCAAGAAAAGGUCGGAAAGAACCAAAAAAAGGGAUUGUUCGUGAAGCAGCUGCGAGUGUCGCAACAGGAUGGGCAUGGGACAGUGUUGUUGGGGCAUUCAGAGUUGAAGCAAUAAUACCGCACGAUUUGCGGCAAUAUGCUGCGAGCAUUUGACGGCGGCCACAUUGCUACAAAGGGUGGCGCAGCAGCGCGAGAGGCGGAGAGAGAGAAGGAAUGUGUAUUUUUCAUCCGUAUAACUCUACUAUCUUUGUUAGGAAUCUCCUGGCUAUCAAGCACGCAAGACGGAGUCAAAGCCCAGACAUGCGCAUGCAGACGGCAUUUCGGGUUCUCCGUGCUUAACGACCAACUGCUCAUUGUCAGUCCCCAAAUGUAUAAUAAUGACGGAGGGACACCUGACCCAAACGACGAGAUACCAACAUACAAAAAAAAGAAUCUUCAGACUUUUUAUUUCGGAAUAAUAAAGAGUUUGCAAAAGUGUU